Messenger RNA from Malassezia sympodialis ATCC 42132, 1794 nucleotides. RefSeq lists its product as uncharacterized. Gene Ontology annotation, molecular function: protein binding. The record is from RefSeq and is a predicted model, not a curated record. The coding region runs from base 1 to 1794 and encodes 597 amino acids. Lineage: Eukaryota; Fungi; Basidiomycota; Malasseziomycetes; Malasseziales; Malasseziaceae. Gene Ontology annotation, biological process: mRNA splicing, via spliceosome. The transcript is spliced from 2 exons.
AUGGACCAGGUUGGCUCUAUGGCUAACAUGGAAUCGAGUGUCCUUCGUGGCCCUAAUACGUCGUCCAGUUUAAAUAACACUGUCAUUAUGCCGUGGGGAAGCGCGUAUAUCAAGGAGGAUAUUGUCCGCAUCGUCACGCAAUGGCUAGCCGAUGAGGGUUUCGGUGCUGCACGGCAGGCCUUACUAGAAGAGGCGGGUCUCAAUCUUCGCGAGAGUGAAGAUGAGAAGAAUGAGAAAUGGAAGCUAAGGACCUGCUUGUUAGGUGCGUAUCUAACACUGACGAAAGAGGGGAACUGGGCUGAAGUAGAGAAGAUAUGUGCCAAGCCGUUUUUUAAAGGACACAAGGCUUUUUUGUAUGCGAUUUACCGGCAGCAAUUCCUAGAGAUCAUUGAGCACAGAGAGUACCAAAAGGCAUUUACAUUCCUCACAAAGCGUCUCAAACCGCUGGAACACUACCAGCCUCAUGCAGCAGAGUUUGGGGACCUGUGCUAUUUACUAUCGGCCAAGAGCGUGACAGAUGCACCUUCCUUCCGGAUGUGGGAAGGCAUUCAACCGGGACGUGAAGCUCUAGUAGCAGAGUUUUCGCCGCUUUUGGAACCGGAUCGACUGGAUCGCGAGGCUCUGUUGGAUGAUGCCCCAGGUGCAGGAUCGAAACCGCGAGACCAGACUUACGUGCCGCCUCAUCGACUGCUUACGCUUCUGCACCAGGCCGUGGCCUACCAAGUGGAGUUUGCGCGCUAUCAAAAGCGUACUGUGCCGGUGGUGUCUUCAUUGCUGCACGAUUACGCUGGCUUCGUGAUACCCAAUCGCUGCCGUAUGGCGUUGCGCGGACAUACACAGAAUGUCAAAUGUUUGCGUUUUGUGGGUGAGGAUGGCCGGAAACUAGUGAGCGGUUCAAGUGAUUGCACGGUACGCCUAUGGGACACAGAAACAGGUGGAUGUGAUGCCAUUCUGGAAGGGCACGGAAGUCGUGUGUGGGAUGUGGAUGCAACGCGGAAUGGCGCUCUUUUGGCGAGUGCAAGCAGCGAUGCCACCGUGCGAAUCUGGAGCACAGAGUCCAAACUGCCACAGCUGACACUGAGAGGCGGUUUUGGUGAUGUGUACUGCUGCCGUUUUAGUCCCAGCCAACAUCAGCUCGUGACGGGCGGGUACGACAAGCUGAUUCGUCUGUACGACCUCAAUAAUGGCACGGCCGUGCGCAUGUUCCCCGGACACCAGCUGGGCGUGUCAUCCGCGGUGUUUAGUCCUCAGGGCAGCCUUGUUAUUACAGGUGCUAAAGACACCAGUGUGCGAUUCUGGGAUACACUCAGUGGCACUUGCGUUAGGUCAUUACCUGGCCAUCUCGGGGAAGUCACUUCCGUGGAAAUGAGCGAUGAUGGCAUGCAGCUCUUGACUUCGUCGAAAGACAAUUCACAUCGACUUUGGGAUAUGCGCAUGUUGCGACCAUUGCAGCGUUUCAAGGGGCACCAGAACACGUCCAAAAACUUUAUUCGCUGUGCCUUUGCUCACCCUAGUUUGAUCGUCAGUGGCUCUGAAGACGGUUUGGUAUAUAUGUGGGGCCAAGAAAACUCACGCGUGUUGCAAACACUUGAAGGCCAUGGUAUUGAUGCACCUCUCUCCAAAUCAACACCCGAGUGGUGCACUGCCACGGACGGACCCACACACGUGAGUCGCAAGCAGGUCGUGGUUUACAGUACGGUGUGGAACAAGGUCCAGGGCUUGUUGGCGAGUUGUGCAGAUGAUGGGACAGUGAGAGUCUGGGAUUGGACAGCACCUCAUGAUACAUCCAGGUAG